This is a messenger RNA of Ostrinia furnacalis (Asian corn borer), 7316 nucleotides long. It is a transcript of the gene vlc, whose product is annotated as disks large-associated protein 2. Gene Ontology annotation, biological process: signaling. Gene Ontology annotation, molecular function: molecular adaptor activity. Lineage: Eukaryota; Metazoa; Arthropoda; Insecta; Lepidoptera; Crambidae. Bases 1 to 3522 code for a protein of 1173 amino acids. The record is from RefSeq and is a predicted model, not a curated record. The transcript has 8 exons. Gene Ontology annotation, cellular component: glutamatergic synapse; postsynaptic specialization.
AUGCGUGUUGAUGUCUCCCCAUUCGACCUCCCCGACGAAGAGGACAAGAAAUCGCCGGUUCUGCUUUUAGGGGUCAACAAAAUAUCUGACUCCCCGUCGUUCGUGAGACGAAGAUCUACUGACCCUCACUCCACAGGCAGUAUCAGGUUCUUCAGACCACCUAAAUCGAAGUAUACCAGAGGUCUCCAAGGUGAUGAGAGACUGGAGAAAAUCCGCCAAGACCUAUUAGUUCACAAGCAUAAGCCAGACAAAUACAUUCCAAAAGACCACGACGUCUCCCUCGAGCCUGAAGACCGGAGAUGCAUAAAACUCAACUGCGUUGGCAACUGCAUUUGUGACAAAAAACACAACUCGUCAAACCGUGGCUCGUUCUCGUUUCACAGACCUGAAAACAGGCAGUCCUCUCUAUGCCCAUCAGAACCGUACGGUAAAACGGAAGAUAAGAAAGACUACUCUGAAAAUGAUAUAGAAUUCAAGUACACAGAAUACAUUCCAAAUUCUCAGCCUUCUAGCAGCAAACAGAGUUCGUACAACGUCACCCCAAAAUCGACUGAGCGUAGACAUUUCUUACUAGCGAACCUCAAUGAAAGGUUCCGCAAAACUCUCAGCCUAGAUUCUCGUAAAAUAGAAACCAACAGAGUCCCGCUAAGUCUCCCAAAGGAAUCUCGACCGAAAUCUCUCGUGAAUACGAGCAACAUUUGCGUGCAGAAUUUCAAAUCGGGUGAUCCGUUCGUGCAGUCAAAUUUUGACAAAGCCAGCCAGCCUAAGAAAAAGCGAAAGUCCUUUUUCUCCCUCGACACAUUCUUCGAUUCCAAAAAGUCUGAUACGUCGUCAAUCGAUGACUAUUGCUCGUCGAAGUACAAACGUUUCGAGCUAGAAAGCGAUGACUCACCGCUUUUCAAAAGGGAGAAUCAGAGGGAGAAGACGCCGGAUCUUCUAAACCUCCCGAUAAUAAUAGAUUCAGUGCGCAAGAAGCAGUCUUCUGACACAAAAAGACAGCUGGAAAAGCUCGAAAGUCAUUACUAUCGCAGCCUUAUUAAGACCCAGCCAGUUAUAGACGCGGUCCCUAAAGACGCGACGCCCCAACAAGGCCCGAGCGGACAUUCCAACGGCAUAUUCGUUGAUGAUGACGACGUGGAGUACAUAGAGCCUAUACGCAGCAACUUCACAAGCCAAAGCACUCUUAUAUUAGACAAAAAUUUGUCCGGGGAAUUUUCAUACAAUCCCGAUUCGAUUCUGACCAUAAACACAGAUGAAACCGACAUUAAACUGCCGAGUUCUACUGUCUCUCCGAAAUCUAAUGAUGUGAGGAAUCUGGACAAUGAUUUAGACAGCAUUGGGGUGUACGAAAUUGAAGUUAAAGAGACGGAUUUGUUAAAAGAAGGUGCUAAAGAGCUCACUGUAAAAGUCAUGGAUAAAUCGGUGGAUUCGAUUGGCAGUUGUUCCUUGGACGUUGACGCCAGCACAGACUUCUCAGAUACCACAUCUGGAAGUUUGAAUCUCUUGACGCCCUCGUCGACCACCAGCCGAAUCCGGGACUUCAACUCCCGGUUCCAGGAGAGAGCAGCGUCUAACCUCCAGCCCCCCAUCGCCCAGCAUCCCACGCCCACUAUCACCCCUGUCCGCACGCCUGACGACCCCACUCCAACCCCCAGAAAAUCUGAACACCUCCUCAAACCCCCUCCCAAAGUUCACAUAGACGCCGGCAGCCAUCGGUCUAGGGGACACCAUAAAAAACGAGACGAUAUCCCCCACAAGAAACCCAGCUAUCUAAACCUAGCGUGUUCUGUCAAUGGUUACACGAACUUAACUACAUACGACUCCAAACUUCGCCAGGACAUCAAUAAAAGUCGCGAAGCUUCCCCAAUAAGACCUAUCACACACACAUAUCAAUACAAAACCGAAAAUAACUCCCUUCUGGUACCCGUGCCGGUUAGCGCUAACAAACUGCUUGUUCCAACCUUCGGCCCCCAUGAUACACGAGCGGAUUUGACAGCGAAAGCGCCUGUCAAGGCGCAUACGGAUCCAUACUUGGCGACGUCACCACUACAUGUGUACAUGGCAGCGGAAAACAAACAGUUGAAGAACGAUUUCCUCGGAGCCAACAUGACGACGACGAGUCGACCUUACAUAUCGAGCGAGAGCAAGAAUUUUGCAGCUUCCAUGCUCCAUCAAAAAGACGAGGUCGAUAACACUAAAGAGCUCACCUUUAAAUCCAGCUAUUCAGAAACGAACUUCAGGAAAACCGUAACAAAUGGGAAGGAAUCAAGAUUCAGCUCGGAAUCCUAUACAAUAUCUUCAAACGGCGUCUCAAAACGCGUGGAAAUCACGAAAGAAAAUGGGGAGAAAUUGACCAGUCCCAUGAAGAGUUUCAUUCAACAAAGAGUGGAACGUCUGUACGGACCAGGGGCGUUGGCUCAAGGGUUCUUCAACCAGAAGAGGCAUAAGCUGCGAAGUCAGAGCGACGACGACGACCCAAAAGUGUUGACGGAGAAGUCCAUGAACUGUCCUGACAGAUUCGUGACGCCCAAGAAAUCAAAUAGCUUAGAGAGUGAAAAUUACUAUUCUAGUCCAAAUGGAGAGAUGGAUUCCAGUGUAUCCCUACCAGUCCUCAGGCAUCUGAGGCCAGAGUUCCGCGCACAGCUGCCGAUCCUAUCGCCAAAGAAGAGUUUGAAAGCAGAACUGUCGCCCCAGAAGUCCGAGGACAUUCCCAGCCCCCAAAAGACUGAAGAGUCGCGAGUAGUGACAGUGACAAACGGUGUAUCUGUGAUAAAAUUGGACGAUGUUAAAGACGAACCAGUGAGUGUGAACGGGAUGGGGAAUGGUGUGAAGGAGGUAGUGAAAGACGGACAUUACUUUUUGGAUGUGGAGAAGAAAGAGACGGAAAGACUGAUCGCGUUAGCCGCCACUGCUGAGAAGGAGUUGGAGAAUUUACAGGAUCAAGAAGUAAGUGAAGAAAUCCUGGGCUUGCUGAGAGCCGCGUCGGGCAAAGCAAGACUUCUGGCCACGCAGAAAAUGCAGCAGUUUGAAGGUCUAUGCUACAACAACAUAAACGAGCGUCUCGACGAACCCUUUCCGACCACCCUGGAGGACCUGCAAGGCUUCUGGGACAUGGUCUGUCUGCAAGUGAGGAACGUGGACGCGUUGUACGAACACAUCGCCCAGCUGAAGGCCAAUAACUGGCAAGAGGUGUCAUCCCCGACCCCUAAGCCGCCGUCCACGCCGUCAUCCAGCACGCCACGUGCUCGGGCACGCGCCACGCCUGCACUCAAGAAUGAAAAGGCGCGUUUAGCGGCAGAGAAACGGGAAGCUGAUAGGAAGGCCAUGCUGGAACACAGGAGGCGCGUGGCUCGUGAAAGACAAUUGGCAGCCCGUACUGCUGCUGCCUGCAGCCGCGAGCAAGAUCAAGACAUGGGCAUUGAGGGUAGUCAGGAGGUAGAAAUCUUCGUCGGCAAGUGCGCGAUACCCGCAGCGGAGGCGCCGCGUGGAGACGCCGCCGAGCACCGGGACACGCAACCCUGAGACAUGACCGCGCAGAGCCACAGACAAGCACCAUAGACUAGCGACACCAUAGACAACCGAGUGUAGACGAUACAACAACACAAGAAGACUAUACAACAAAACCAGAAGACUAAAAUCUGUGUUUAAAGAGUUUAGGUAAAUAAGUGAUUCAAAUUGAGCCACAGACAAUCACCAUAGACAAGACUAAAGUACCACAAAAACUGUUUAAAAUGGGCUAUGUAGAUUAUACGUGUUUGUAAUUAAGCCACAGACAACACCAUAGACAAACGAGAGAAGACUAUACAACCACAAAAACUGUGUUUUUAAAGGACUUUGUAGAUUAUGCGUGUUUGUAAUUGAGCCACAGACAACCACCAUAGACAAUGGACAGAAGACUAUAGUACCACAAAAACUGUUUAAAAAGAGCUUUUUAGAUUAAACAUGUUUGUAAUUGAGCCACAGACGACACCAUAGACGAUACAACCAUAAACAACGGAAAGAAGACUAAAAUCUGUGUUUUUAAAGAGUAGCGAGUUGAGUGAUUCAAAUUGAUUCACAUAGACAAGCGACACCAUAGACAACCGAGAGAAGACUAUACAACCACAAAAACUGUGUUUUUAAAGGACUUUGUAGAUUAUACGUGUUUGUUUUAAGAAGUUUAGGUAAAGUGAUUCAAAUUGAGCCACAGACAACACCAUAGACUAGAGACACCAUAGACAACCAAGAGAAGACUAUACAAAAGAAGAGACAUACUAUACAACCACAAAAACUGUGUUUUAAAGGACUUUUUAGAUUAUAUGUGUUUGUAAUUGAGCCACAGACAAUACCAUAGACUAGCAAGACCAUAGAAAACCGAGAGUAGAUGAGACAACUACCAAACCAGUGUUUUUAAAGUGCUUUGUAGAUUAAUGUUUCAAGUUGAGCCACAGACAAGCGAGACCAUAGACAACGGACUUUAGUACCACAAAAACUGUGUUUAUAGAGUUAAAAAAGACUUUGUAAGGAAUUAGGUGAUUGAAAUUGAACCAUAGACAACAGUGACAGUAUACUGUGGUACUAUAGCAUAGACCAGUGACAGGGGACUAUGGAAUCGCAGUGAAGUAACAAUAAACUGUGGAGCCAUAGACAAGUGACAGUGAACUAUCGCGAUCUGAUUGCAUGGCAGAUUAGAUAUUUGAACAAGUAACUGAAGAAUUAUUCGAAGUGUUUCCAUAUAAAAUGAACUACCUAACUUACUGUUAUGAAUUUUCCAAAUUCUCUCUCACCAUAAGGUCGCGGUAACCUAACCUAACCAAAACACGUAUAUUGCUGAAAUUAAACACUUUUAAAAUGUAAAUGUAAAAUUGUGGUCUAAAAUACAUGUACAGUCAUACGCAAAUGUGUCUAAGCUUCUAUGAAUUAAGAUAUGUACUUGUUAAUGUAAAUUAAAUGUAUUUUGCUGUCCAAAAUGAACUAAGCAUUUAUCACGCUUUAAAAUUAUGAGAGCUUUGCGGCCAUUUUGAGGAAUUUCGACUAUUUGUAUAAAAAAAUUUGAAAAUCAAAAGACAAAAUUCAAAAAAUAUCAAUCAAAAUCGUAACUUGCAUAAAGUUCUGUGUAAAAAAUUAUGUACCAGCAUGUUAACCUAAUAUAAACUGUAAAAAAAUAUUUUGAACUCUAAAUUGAAGAACAUUUAUUUGCUGUGGACUGUACUGUCUAUUAUAAAUUGCUUUGCGAACAAAUUGUACAUAAAUAUACAAAUAUUUGACGAAAACGUGUUAAAAAUCUACAAACACAACAUGAGCUUGAAAUAUUGUAUUUUCCCUGAAUUUUAUUAAUGUUACCCCUCCCAUUCUCAUUGUUAAACCUUAUUUAUACUAUACAUGUUAAUAAAAAUAAUAUAUUAUGCUUGUAAACAUCGAAUUUAUAAUAAUGGCAUCUGAAAAAGCGGUCAUGUGGUUUUGUAAAUUCUUUAGACAUUCUAUUAGACUGUUAAUAAAAUAAUAAUAUACUGUGGCAACACUGCGCAUUUAUAACAUUUUUAGGCUGGCAACAUUGUAAAUAUGAUUGUGUAUUGGGCGAUGGUAUGUAAAAUCCAUUUGACAAAAAGCACGGCGAUAUUGUUCUAACGAAUUGAUUGUAUUUACGAUGGAGUAGUAGAGUGAGGUAUACCUGUGAAGAGGGAGACAGCACAAUUGGCUAGAAAAAUAUACAUAUUCAUUUAUUUGAAGGUCUGAAAUAAUAAUAUUUGCACAUAUUUUUCUAGCCAACUGUACUUCGCGUUUUUUUAAUAAAUAAUUAUGAUACUCAAAUGGAAUAUAAAAAAUCGUAUUUUUACACCGUUUCUAUUGUCAUUUGUUUUUGUAUUUGAAAUUAUGGAUUGUCUGAAUAAAUUAUUAUGUUGAAGUGUACAUUUUUUCCUUGUAGAAUAUAUUGGCAUUUAAGGCUGGUUACAUAUUUGCGUUAUUUCUAUUAUAGUUUCAAUUUAUCAGUGGAUUACCAGCAGAAGUAUGCAAUCACCUCUGUUUUGUUCCGAGCGAUCUUAAUUUGACUAUUUCUAAAGCCAAUAAAAUUUUUUAAUCGCAAGUGUGUAGCUGGCCUAACACUAAAAAUAGUGGAAUACGAUUUUGUACAUUCCUUAUUUAUUAUUAUAUUUGACGACAUCAAGUAAUUAAGUAUUAAUCUAUACCUUAUUCUAAAUCUUGCUGUUUUGCUCACACUUUUACUGAAAUAUGAAAUAGAUUAUUGCACUUUUUAGGUGUACAUCACUUUGAAUAUGUCUAACAAAAUAUGCGCUGGUUUGUAUGUAAUUUGAAAAAGGUAAAUUAAAAAGAAGUUCAAUUUAUUCUUUUGCAUAGGGUGACCGUGAAAUCUAGAGUAAGUUGGUAUAAAUUAUAUUGAUAUCAGUUAAGUUUGAAUCUGUAGUAUUGCAAUCUAUCGAUUUUUUACCUCUUUAUCUGCUUGCUAUACUUGGUAGUUCAAAAUAUCUUCUAUUUAUAAAAAUUAUGUCCUAUAACUCGACUACUAAGUGUAAUGACUGGAAUAUGGAAAUCUAUCUUUCUCAAAUGACAUACAUAUUCGCGCAUAGUAAUUAUUAAUUUCGUUAUGUAGCCGGUAAGAAUAUGAAAUAACCGAAUUAUUAAAAAUUAGCAAAAUUUACAAAAAAUAUGCUUAUGAAUUUACAGUUUACACUUUGGAAUGCAAUUGACAAUGUUCUUAUUGUAUUUAUAUUUGUUAAAAUUUAUUGUAAUACCUAUGUUAUGUAUUUGAUAUUGGUUGAUGUUCGUAAUACUUGUCAGGUACAAGUGUUAAUUAUUAUGGCAUAUUUAUGUAUUUUAUAAAUUUUUAAGUACCAGAAAUAUAUUGCUACUACAUUUUAAACUUUUCCUGACCGAGGAGACAAAUAAUGAAAUAAUAAUUCUCUUUUUUAUCCAAACAAUUUUUAUUUAAUGGUUAAUUAACAGGUUGUUUAAUAUUAUACCACGCAAUUUGAAUCAGUUUAAAUAACUACAACUUCAUUUUAAAAAUCAAAUUAAAUCUUAAAAUUAACUUAAAAAAUAAACUUUAAUGAUAGAAUAUGAAAAUAAUUUUGUUAAAAAAACAUAAACAACAAUCAAUUAAACUUAUAUUUUGGUCAAUAGAACUCCGAAACAAAUAUUUUUAAAGCGAAUAAUUAUACACUAUGUGAUCCUUUCAUAAAUAUUUAUCUGAGGCAUUUCCAAAGUGUAGCCAUCACAAAAAAUAUACUAAAAUCCUUCACUCGCUUAAAAACAAAAUCCAUAGAUAUAAUCCUAAAAUGUAUAUCUGCUGAAUAUAUUGUAACUAUAAUUAUUGAUUU